Messenger RNA from Symbiodinium sp. CCMP2456, 423 nucleotides. Lineage: Eukaryota; Dinophyceae; Suessiales; Symbiodiniaceae. The record is from the annotation of a GenBank genome assembly.
AUGGGGGCGUCCCAGUCUCAUUCCUGUGGGUGGCAGAGGAAAUGCUGCGUGACCGCUUAUCCUGACGACUCCCUGGGGGAGUUUGUGGACACCAUGCAAGCUGACGUGCAGGUUGGUUUCGUGCAGGUUCCAGGUCCGGCACAGCAGUGGCUGCCACCCAUCAGCCAGGAAGACCUUCGAAGACUCCAGAUCCAGCAGGAAGAAACGCAUCGUCAGCAAAUGCUUCAACAGCAUCUUCAACAACAACGCCACCGAGAUAUGCUGACAAAGCGAAUGCGUGAAUCAGAGAAGCUUGCCAUGCAAAUGCAGCACCUGCGCGAGCUGCAAGAGCAGCAACGUCGCACAUCUGGAGAGUGUGAUGGUGGGCAUCCAACGCUGAUGCAGCACAUCUAUCACACCAGGUGCCUGUUUGUGAAUCCUUGA